CCUGCGCACAGGCUCCGCCGUGCGUGGGACCCGAAAUGGCUCUGUCGUAGGAGCGGGACCCGCGUGCCCGUGAACGCGGACGGAGGGCACGCACCAAUACAAAAGCGGGGUGUCGGCCUUCCACCACCCUGGGCCGUCCAAGUUGCCGAAGGGGAUUCUGGCAGAGUCCUGGUCACUCUGGCGCGCCCUGGGCAGCCCCAUGGGAAACAGGCCUGGAAUUCCUGUAGGGAGAGUGGGGGAAGGGGAGCCAGCAGGGAUUCCAGAGUUACUGCUCUGGGCCGGCCUUUGGCCACCAGGAAAAGACUCCUGCCACCGAAUAGAGAAUUCGUUCUGUGACCUUACCGGGGGAGGAGGUGACCCCCAAAGGCAGCAAUGCGCUUCAUUAGUGAAGAGCGACACUCAUUUGAACAUUCAGGAUCCAUUAAGGUCACUGUCACGCAGGCUGUGGGGCUUAAGGCUGGAGCUGUGGCUUUGUUGGGGGAGGGUUGGACACUGGUGAGAACACAAAGAUGACGCCCCAGAACGCAGAGCCUCACAUAUGUUUUCUCUCCCCUCCCCACAGCAGAGGAAGAGCCAAUGCUGGAACGGCGCUGCAGGGGCCCCAUGGCCAUGGGUCCAGCCCAGCCCAGGCUCCUUUCAGGGUCCUCCCAGGAGUCACCUCAGACCUUGGAGAAGGAGUCCAGCGGGCUGAGGCACCAGGGCACUAAACUGGCCCAGUCAGGCAGUCAAGCCCUAGGCAGGGCCCGUCGCUGUGCCCACUGUCGAAGGCACUUCUUGAGCUGGGUGGCCCUGUGGCUUCAUACCCGAAGGUGCCAGGCACGGCUCCCUCUGCCCUGUCCUGAAUGUGGGAGGCGCUUCCGCCAUGCCCCCUUCUUAGCACUGCACCAUCAGGUCCAUGCUGCUGCCACACCAGACGUGGGCUUCACCUGCCACCUCUGUGGGCAGAGCUUCCGAGGCUGGGUGGCCCUGGUUCUGCAUCUGAGGGCCCACUCAGCUGCAAAGCGGCCCAUUGCUUGUCCUGAAUGUGAGAGACGCUUCUGGCGACAAAAGCAACUUCGAGCACAUCUGCGGCGGUGCCAUCCCCCUGCCCCUGAGGCUCGGCCCUUCAUAUGUGGCAACUGUGGCCGGAGCUUUGCCCAGUGGGACCAGCUGGUUGCUCACAAGCGGGUGCACGUGGCUGAGGCCCUGGAGGAGGCGGCAGCCAAAGCUCUGGGGCCAAGGCCCCGAGGUCGCCCUGCUGUGACCGCCCCUCGGCCUGGUGGGGACGCCGUGGACCGCCCCUUCCAGUGUGCCUGCUGCGGCAAGCGCUUCCGCCACAAGCCCAACCUGAUCGCCCACCGCCGAGUGCACACUGGCGAGCGUCCCCACCAGUGCCCAGAAUGCGGGAAACGCUUCACCAACAAGCCCUACCUGACCUCGCACCGUCGCAUCCACACUGGCGAGAAGCCCUACCCGUGCACUGAGUGCGGCCGCCGUUUCCGGCACAAACCCAACCUGCUGUCGCACAGCAAGAUCCACAAGCGGUCUGAGGGCUCCGCUCAGGCCACCACCGGUGCUGCGAGCCCCCAGCUUUCAGCCGUGGUGCUGGAUCCCACGGCAGAGCCCGGCCCUGAGAAGAUUGCUCCGGAGCCCGCGGCGGAGCCUCCACCUGAGGCCCCCUUGGAACCCCCACGGGACCAGGCCCAGGCGACCCCAUCCCUGUACAGCUGCGACGACUGUGGGCGCAGCUUCCGGCUGGAGCGCUUCCUGCGCGCGCACCAGCGGCAGCACACCGGGGAGCGGCCCUUCACCUGCGCCGAGUGCGGGAAGAACUUCGGCAAGAAGACCCACCUGGUGGCGCACUCCCGAGUGCACUCCGGCGAGCGACCCUUUGCCUGCGAGGAGUGCGGGCGCCGCUUCUCCCAGGGCAGCCACCUGGCCGCCCACCGGCGCGACCACGCCCCCGAGCGGCCCUUCGUCUGCCCCGACUGCGGCAAGGCUUUCCGCCACAAGCCCUACCUGGCCGCCCACCGGCGCAUCCACACGGGCGAGAAGCCCUACGUCUGCCCCGACUGCGGCAAAGCCUUCAGCCAGAAGUCCAACCUGGUGUCCCACCGGCGCAUCCACACGGGCGAGCGGCCCUACGCCUGCCCCGACUGUGACCGCAGCUUCAGUCAGAAGUCCAAUCUCAUCACCCACCGCAAGAGCCACAUUCGGGAUGGCGCCUUUUGCUGUGCCAUCUGUGGCCAGACCUUUGACGAUGAGGAGAGACUCCUGACCCACCAAAAGAAGCAUGAUAUCUGAGAAGGGCAGGGGCUGUGGGGGACGGAGACAGGCCCUGGGCUCCUUCGCAGCAGGAGUGUGGCAGUGGCUUGGGUAGCUCGUGUUGGAGCUGGUGAUGGAGAGGGAUGCGAAUUCAGAAGGGAAAGAAGAGGCGGGAGUGAGCUGGGCCCGGUUAGUGAGGGAGUAAACCCGGAUGGCCAGAAAAGCCCCUUAGAGCCGUGUUUCCAACAUUCACCUGACUGUUCUAUGCCCUGGAAAAGUAGCAAUAGCAGCUCCAUUUACCCUUAGUGCCCUUGGCUACAGGAGCCACCGGUGGGAAGGAAGAGUCCAUCCUCUGGUGUUAACGCCUUAAUGUCCCAGUCUUUAUAUGAGUUACUUCAGGUCACUUUUGAAAAUAGGUGUGGUACAGUCCUUAGUAAAGGAAAGCUCGGGAGGAAAAGUGGACCAGCUGGAUAUGCCUUGGAGAACCUGCUGGCCUUGUCAGGCAGCUGGGGCCUCUUCAGCCCAAGAGAUGAAACUAAGCUGGUUUUACCUGUGCCCCCUUCCUGAUGCCCCUGCUGAAAUCCCAGGCGUGCAGAGGCCCAUCUACUGCCAAUGAUUCAAUCCUCUUCUUCCCUGAAGAUCACCUUCCCAGGCGUUUCCUCCUUGGUCUGUCUGGCUUUAUCUAAUUGGCCCUGCCAGGGCUGACCCUCUUCCACUCUUUCCAAAGCUCAUUGUGGAAGGAAGGACUGGCCCACUGAUGCUGGAGGGUCAGCUGAAGGGAAGAUCCUGGUUGAGGGUCCUUUUCAAGAUUUCCAGCAUGUGGAUAUUAGCCUUUCCUGGUGACAGGGAGCUCCCACCUCCUGAGGCCCUGGUUCUAUUGUAGGAUGAUUCUAAUUGCUAGAAAUUCUUCCUUAUAAUGAUCGAAUUUUGCUUUCCUAUAAUUUCUAUCUAUUGGGCCUUGUUCUGUUCUCUGGAUCUAAACAGAACAACCACUUACCCUCCUUUUCAGACUAGAGAAUAAAGAUUUGGUUUUAGAA
Urocitellus parryii (Arctic ground squirrel) is the source of this 3281-nucleotide messenger RNA. RefSeq names its product replication initiator 1 (gene Repin1). Gene Ontology annotation, biological process: regulation of transcription by RNA polymerase II. Gene Ontology annotation, molecular function: DNA-binding transcription activator activity, RNA polymerase II-specific; RNA polymerase II cis-regulatory region sequence-specific DNA binding. The record is from RefSeq and is a predicted model, not a curated record. Gene Ontology annotation, cellular component: nucleus. Lineage: Eukaryota; Metazoa; Chordata; Mammalia; Rodentia; Sciuridae.